CUCAUCCCAAUCACCCAACAAGGGGACCAUAUCUUUCCAAGCUGUCCCCUAUAACCUCAAACACAUGGUUCUCGCACAUCCGAUCAUUUUAAACACGAAAUAAUCAUAUAAACAUGUAAAAAUCUAUAUAAUACUGAUUAUAAUUAUCUCAACUUCCUUCCUUAAUAUAAAUACUAGUACACAAGCUUACUUAUAUCAACAUUCCAAACUCCCACACAAAAGAUACAGUGUAAUCAAAAUCUCCCAUGGAAAAUCGGAGGAAAAGGUCAAGCUCUGGUGAUCAAGAUUCCGAUUUCGAAUUCGGGUGCUAUACCCGCCCGGAUUCACCCUCUUUAGAUCCAUAUAAAACCUCACCAGCCGAUCAUCUUUUCUUCAAUGGCCGACUCUUGCCACACGCCUUUCCUUUACAGCUUUCUCCAACAACACCAACAAUGGGUUCAGCCGAUAAUGGUUCUCGACCUACAAGCCGAACAAGCAGCAUCAACAGCAAGCAUUCAUUGAUGUCUUCGAGAAGCAACAGUAGCAGCAGCAGAAGCAGUACUUGCAGCAGUGCAAGAACAAGCUCGAGUGACAGUUCGGAGAGGAGAUUAUUGUACCAUAGCAGAAUCCGAGGAUGUGAAAACAAAGCAGGCAAGCUUGUAAGUGGUCAGUUGUAUGGGGAUCCCCACAGAUGGCAGUAUAUAACAGCAGUGCCUGUUCUGAAACGUGAGGUUUCCAGGAGGAAACAUGCUGAAGCUAAGAAACAAGGUGAUCAUCAACAAAAUUGUGUUUCUAGAGGAAGAUAAAGGGGUUGCCUGAGAUUUUUCAGGUUAUUUUUGUUGGCCUGUAGAGAAUGUCAUGCCUUGGAACCUUCCAGGAAACAAAGAAGUGGGGCAAGGAAAUUUGACUGGUGUUGUUCGAUAAUUCAUGAUUAAUUAAUCCAUGUAGAUUAUUCAACCUUUUUUUCCCUGAAUAUAUUCUUGUUUGAGUUUGUGUUGAUUUUGUCCUUUCAACGUCAUUUGUUUGGAAUUUUGGCACAAAAUUUCUUGUAAACUGAAAAUAUAAAAUCAGAAAAAAAAGAACAUUCAAGAUAUUUAUAUCA
Molecule: messenger RNA, 1081 nt
Organism: Gossypium raimondii (Peruvian cotton)
Lineage: Eukaryota; Viridiplantae; Streptophyta; Magnoliopsida; Malvales; Malvaceae
Product: probable membrane-associated kinase regulator 1
Exons: 1
Coding region: 246-785 (179 amino acids)
Cellular component (GO): plasma membrane
Molecular function (GO): kinase inhibitor activity
Source: RefSeq, a predicted model, not a curated record